AACAUUUACAUGGAGAUGUAUUGGUGUAUGUCAGGAUUAUUUCUCCUGACUCUGCUGUCAGACCACGUGGUUACUCAUGUGUCCGCGGAAAAUAUCGAGGGAGGGAACUCGACCUCCUCCUCCGCGAGGGGGGGAAAGCUUGUCUUCAAUGUUGUAAGAUUCCCAAACUCUGCCUGCUCAGGAACAAACAGUUUAAAUGGAACAUGCUAUACUGCAAGUGAAUGCUCAUCUAAGAGUGGUACAGCUGCUGGCUCCUGUGCAUCUGGGUUCGGAGUUUGCUGUACAUUCUCUAUUAGCUGUGGUACUUCAUCAUCAGAGAAUAACACUUAUGCAAUUAUUUCUACAUACUCUACUUCUACUGAUUCAGAUCCUUGUAUUUAUACGUUUUGCAGGAGGAAUGCAAACAUUUGCAAACUGAGAAUUGAUUUCGAGUCUUUUACCACCGCACCUCCUCAAGGGUAUGUAGCUGAAGCUACAGCUACAGCUACAGCUUUUUCAAAUUCAUUCAGGCUUGGUCAAUGUGUGAAUGAUGUUGUGAAAAUUACAAACCCAGGUGGUCCCUCCCCGCCUACGAUCUGCGGUGUCAACACAGGUCAGCAUAUGUGGGUUCCUGCCUCCUCAGCCUGUAAUCAGAUCAAUAUUGAUGUUGAUACAGGGAAAACUACUCCCAGAAGCUGGACAAUAUCGGUUAAGCAGUUUGAAUGUGGAAGCACAUCUAUGCCUCAGGAUGACUGCCUUCAGUACCACACUGGUACAUCAGGACAAUUCUACUCAUUUGCUUGGGAUAAAUCAGUCACUACACUUACCACAACUUCUCAUACUCAUUUAGCGCGUCAGUAUUAUGACAUUUGCUUCCGAAGAGAACGAGGAUAUUGUUCAUUAUGCUUUACACCUUAUAUAACCAGUGCUAUAGCUGCUACUUAUACUUCCUUCGGAGUGAGUACAUCUGGAGAUGCGGCAGCAUCACAGUCAGCAUUGUCUACUCUCUGUGGGAAGAGUGCAGCAGGAACAACAGAGGCCAAUCAGGAUUAUAUUGAGGUGGUGAACCUUCAAGCUACUAUUGGUACAACCAACACUGCUGGAGCAAACAAAAUCUGUGGGCAAAAGUUUGCAGGCGCCGACGGAGCCACUGUUCCAGCAACUGCAUGUACAUGGUCUUCUCCUUUCAGAUGGGGAGUCAGGUUUUCAGAUUCAGAAGGCCUUGCUAUCACUGCAACUGCUACUCCUGCAAAUAAUGAAUAUGAAAAUGAGGGAGUUGGAGGAAAUGGAUACAUGGGAUUCUAUAUGGACUGGUGGCAGAACACGUGCUAGAUAAGCUGAUACACUCACUUGUUGCAUAACGUGUGUUAGAUCAGCUAAUAUUCAACUGUUUUGCUUUAUAAAAUGUUUUUUGUUGUUUUUUUAUGUCUUGUUCUUUUUAUAUUCACUCAGUAGCCUAAAAUAAAUUGUAUCAAUUGUUUCA
This is a messenger RNA of Eurytemora carolleeae, 1462 nucleotides long. RefSeq lists its product as uncharacterized. Lineage: Eukaryota; Metazoa; Arthropoda; Copepoda; Calanoida; Temoridae. Bases 10 to 1311 code for a protein of 433 amino acids. The transcript is spliced from 13 exons. The record is from RefSeq and is a predicted model, not a curated record.